UAGAACGGAUAGCGAGGAGGUCAGCCAAGACAGCCGCGCUUUUCCGAGAGCAUACGAGAAGGGCGCGCCGGCUGCGACCGGCUUCCUUCGCUCGUCCUGCGGUGUACGUUUAUCUGGGCGCUCGUUUCUUGGUGCGGAGUUACUGUGUGCCGAGCUUGCGAAAGAAGGACGCGGUUGCUUGCGGCGUCCCCGAUUGCUUCGCACGUUUAUCGAAAGGCGCUGGAGAAAGGUGUACGGACGUCAACGGCUGCAGCCAUGGCAACGCGCCCGCUGACCCGGGUGAUCGAGGGCAUGCUCUGGAGCUACUACUUCCCCGAGCAAUGCGUCCGCUCGGCGCUUGCCUACCAACCUCUUCCAGACGACGUGUUCAUCGUCAGCUACCCAAAGUGCGGAACGACCUGGCUGCAGUACCUGGUCUACAACAUAUACAGUGGCGCAGUUCCUCCCCGGAACCGCGAGGAGUUCUGGGACAGCACGCCCUUCCUGGAGAUGCGCGGCGCAGAGCGGUCGAUCCUGAGGAGAAAGCCGGGUGCCAUAAAGACGCAUUUGCCCUUCGACAGGCAGCCCUACUCGCCGCAGGCUAAGUACCUGUACAUCACGCGCAACCCGUUUGACUGCUGCGUCUCCUACUACUACCACACCAAGCACCUGCCGGGCUACUGCUUCGAAAAGGGCACCUUCGGCGAGUUCUUCGAGCUGUUCGUCACGGGCGACGUCGAGUUCGGCGACUACUUCGACCACCUGCUGUCGUGGUACGCCCACCGUUCGGAUUCCAACGUCCUGUUCCUGACCUACGAGGAACUCAAGAGGGACACCGCGGCCGCCGUGGUUAAGAUGGCCGGCUUCCUCGGCGACCAGUACGCGGCGAGGCUGCGCGACGAACCGGCGCUGGUCGAACGCAUCCUCCAGGCCGCGGCGCUGGGCAACAUGAAGAAAAUCUUCAACUCGUGCGACUUCGCCGUCAAGGACGAGGUCAAAUCGGCAAGCGUCAAAUCCCAAGAAUCCCAAGUGGCAGCGAAUAGCACGAGCGUGGAAGAACUGGUCCGUAGGCCGAUGACCGGCGAGUUUGUCCGCAAGGGCACCGUAGGUGACUGGAAAGGACACUUCUCCCCGGUGCAGGUGCAGCGCAUGGUGGAGCUCAUCAGAGUCAAGACAGCCGGGAGUGACGUCAUGGACUUGUGGAAGGACAUUGAUAUUCCCCGAUGACGUAUAAGAGGUCCCGCAGGUGUAAUAAACAUUUUCUUUUCGUUCUA
Molecule: messenger RNA, 1253 nt
Organism: Dermacentor albipictus
Lineage: Eukaryota; Metazoa; Arthropoda; Arachnida; Ixodida; Ixodidae
Product: sulfotransferase ssu-1-like
Biological process (GO): sulfation
Cellular component (GO): cytoplasm
Molecular function (GO): sulfotransferase activity
Source: RefSeq, a predicted model, not a curated record